UUGCCCCCCUAUUUUUUUCCGCUUUUUUUUUUUGCCCCUUUUAAUCUGGAACGACGUCAUUCCGUCAAUUCCCACCAAUCAUAUCUCUCCUUUCUUUACUUUUUCUUUUUCUUUCAGCAAAUGCACGAUCGACCUUUUUCCUUGAUCGCCGCACGGGUUUCGUCAAGGUAAAGAAAUUGGGCUGUUUUUUUUGGAGAUGUUCAUCUGCUAGGUGUUGUUUGUGUUGUGAUUUGUAGGGAUAUGCCCUAAUUGAAUACGAGAAGUUUGAUGAGGCACAUAGAGCUAUAAGUGAAAUUGGUGGAACUGAUCUGCUCAGUCACAUCAUAAAAGUUGAUUGGGUUCUGUUUGAUGAGGCACAGAGAGCUUUUCACGGCUCUCGUCAGCGGCGGGACAGUUGUCCUGUUUUCUCCGAUGACGUCCCUCUUUUAUGGCUCGAGAUCAUAACCAAGUACAAGGGGACCCACAGUGCGGGGCCCAAUUUCGCCUUCGAACUCAUGAUUCAUGAUUCGGAGAUUGGAGCUCGAGAAGAAUAGAGCUUUGAAGUACGAUCUUUCUUCCAUGGUGUUUCUAAUGGUUGCUGCCGAGCCGGUGAGGCAGAAGACUCUGAAGAAAUUCAUCGAGCUUACUUCUCCGCACGGUCUAUCGGAGUACGUGAUGGCUCCCGGCUACGGAUUGGCCGAGAAUUGCGUGUUCGUGAGCUGCGCGUACGGCGAAGGGAAACCUAUAUUGGUGGAUUGGCAAGGUAGGGUUAGCUGUGGGUAUGUUGAUUACGCCGAUCGAGAUGUGGAUGUGAGAAUCGUCGAUCCGCAGAGUGGCGAAGAGCGUAAAUAUCCGGAAAUUGAAGGCGAGAUAUGGAUCAGUAGACCUAGCGGCGGAAUUGGGUAUUGGGGGAGAUCGGAGCUUUCCGAAACGUGUUCGAAACCUGACCCGGUAAAAUGUACACCCGAACCGGCGAUCUGGGUCUGGUCAUCGAAGGGAACCUGUACAUCACGGGUCGGAUCAAGGAUCUCAUCAUUGUUGGUGGGAGGAACAUUCAGAAGGAGGAAUAUGCGGAGGAGGCUUGUUGGUGAUUAUGUUCUUCAACGAUUUACCGCAUUGUAUCUAUCUUUCAGUAUUCUAAUUGAACUUUGUUCUCCACAGUGCUACAAGAGCAGGACCUGAAAUCGCGUCGGCGGAAAUAUUUUCUUAUAAUUUUUGUCAUGGUUUUGUUCGCAUUGGAUACUGUUUAUUUGAGACGAACUGUUAUUUUCUGGCGGUAUCAUUUUGUUCCAUAUUUGUAUUAUCUAAAUAAUGGGCAACGACACCGCGCAUUGCGCGGUGCACAUGAUCUAG
Erythranthe guttata (spotted monkey flower) is the source of this 1332-nucleotide messenger RNA. Lineage: Eukaryota; Viridiplantae; Streptophyta; Magnoliopsida; Lamiales; Phrymaceae. The record is from RefSeq and is a predicted model, not a curated record.